GCUCCAUUUGAGAAACCAACUGGAUCUGCCCAUGCGAAAACUCCAACGAAUACAGAUAACACUUCCUCGAGAAAGAGAGAGAAGGAGAAAAAAAAAAGCCCUAGUCCAUCUCUCUCCUCCGUCCUCACAACAAGAUUCUCUCAGAAUCCCAAACCCCCAAAUCUUCAACAAUUGAAUACCCAAACCAAAAUCCCUCUCUCUCUCUUAAAAUUCCUACUCAAACCCCUCAAUUUCACACAGAUUACCACGACCUUCCAUGAGCUCCAUUUUUCCAGAGCUCUGAUUCAAUGUCUGAGUCCUUCACGCUAGAGAACAACCCCUUGGUCUCGCCGACAAGCUCUCGAUCGGUGACCGAGACCGUGAAUGGGUCGCACAGGUUCGUAAUUCAGGGCUAUUCGUUGGCGAAAGGUAUGGGAAUUGGGAAACACAUCGCGAGCGAUAAUUUCACAGUUGGAGGGUACCAAUGGGCGAUAUAUUUCUACCCAGAUGGGAAGAAUCCGGAGGACAAUUCGACUUACGUGUCGGUUUUCAUUGCGCUGGCGAGCGAGGGCACGGAUGUUAGGGCUUUGUUUGAAUUGACUUUGCUUGAUCAGAGUGGGAAAGGGAAGCACAAGGUUCAUAGCCAUUUCGAUCGCUCGUUGGAGAGUGGACCGUAUACAUUGAAGUAUCGAGGCAGCAUGUGGGGAUAUAAACGUUUUUUCCGAAGAGCGUUGCUUGAAACUUCAGAUUAUCUUAAAGAUGAUUGCUUGAAAAUCAAUUGUACUGUUGGAGUUGUGGUUUCUGCAAUAGACUGUCCAAGGUUGCACUCAAUUCAGGUCCCAGAUUCUGAUAUUGGAGCACAUUUCGGUACACUGCUGGAAAAUAUCGAUGGUUCAGAUGUUAUUUUCAAUGUGGCGGGAGAAAAGUUUAAUGCUCAUAAGUUGGUAUUGGCUGCUCGAUCCCCAGUGUUUCGGUCUGAAUUGAUUGAUGGGUCAGAAGGUGAUACACAGGAGGUUGCAAUUACAGAUAUGGAACCCGAGGUUUUUAAGGCAAUGCUGCACUUUAUAUACAGAGAUGCUCUUGUUGAAGAUGAGUUGGUAGCUUCUAGUUCAUCAUCGACAUCCUCUAUAUCUGAAACAUUAACAGCAAAAUUGUUAGCUGCUGCUGAUAAGUAUGAUUUGGGAAGACUAAGACGCUUGUGUGAAUCGCAUCUGUGCAAGUAUAUAUCCGUAAAUUCUGUAGCAAAAGUGCUAGCUUUGGCCGACCGUUUUCAUGCCACUGAAUUGAAAGCAGUGUGCCUAAGAUUUGCUGCUGAAAACCUUGCAGCUGUUAUGCGGUCUGAUGGGUUCGAGUAUCUUAAAGAAAACUGCCCGUCACUGCAGUCCGAGCUCUUGAAGACUCUGGCAGGUUGUGAAGAUGAUUGCAGUAGUGGAGGUGGAAAGUCGCGAAGCGUUUGGGCCCAACUUUCAGAUGGUGGUGACACCAAUAGCAGGAGGGUGAGGCAGAGGACUUGAUUUUGACAGUCAGUGAUAUCAUUGUUCUUGUAUAAUGAUGGUGAUGGUGCCAAAAAAAGGUACAGAAAAAUGUUAAUAGAAUGAAAACAUAUAUGUUUUUCAGACAUUUUUCUCAUUAAUGUAUGAUGUUGGUAUGGCAAAAACAGACUGACCGUUGUUAAACUUAGUUUUUUUUUUUUACUAGUAUAGACCCUAAGGCUGUGUUUGUUUUCGGGCAAAGUAUACUAGUACUCUUGUUCUGCAGAGAAGUCCCAGUAGUGUUUUUUCUGUGUCAGUGCUGACAAAGUUCAUAGUUGUACAAUUUCUUAAUAGAAAGUGGUUUUACUUGUGUA
Messenger RNA from Camellia sinensis, 1825 nucleotides. RefSeq names its product BTB/POZ and MATH domain-containing protein 4. Gene Ontology annotation, biological process: protein ubiquitination. Gene Ontology annotation, molecular function: protein binding. Lineage: Eukaryota; Viridiplantae; Streptophyta; Magnoliopsida; Ericales; Theaceae. The record is from RefSeq and is a predicted model, not a curated record.